GAGUUUUUGCACAGGUGGCUGGCAGUGACCUGGAUGCACUGCACCUGUCGCCUGUCAAGUGGCUGCUAAUGCGAUUAGGGAGGACUCCGAAAACGGGAUUGGCACUUGGGACAGGGAACCCAGAGAACCCAGAGAAUUCAGAGAACUCAGCUGCCAAUCAGGUGGGCCAGCCACAAACUUCACACAUUUCGGACACAUAUAUCCACAACCAGAAGGACACGGAGCUAAGUAAACACAACCCCACACCCUUACAUCCUUGACAAGAUGCCGGCGGACAUAGUGACCACGGAGCAGCUGCGCUACCAGCUCGCCUUCAGCCAUGCCAUGGAGAGGACGACGCGGCACUGGCAGGAGACCUUCGCGUGGUACCCGAGGAUGCAGUACUGCCACUACCAGCGGAUCGACCAGAUCUAUCUGGAGAGUCGCCAGCGGUACGGCGACGGCCACUUCCUCAAGUACGCCAGCCGGAGGCGCCUGGCCAAGAAGUUCAUGGUCACCGCCGAGGAGGUAGCGGACGAUCUGGAGGAUCGCAAGAUGCUGGAGAAGGACGGCAUUACGGGCCUCAAGGUACCGGCCACCGAGAACGGGGAGUACGGCCGGAUGAAGCCCUCCAAGCUGUACUUGUGCUAGGACUCCCUGUGACCAGCCGGGUGUCACUCUGCACUCUGCACCCCAAUCCUCUCCAGAAGCACUCGCAAUUAAACUAUCAUUCUCCGCUGACAAUGCAA
Drosophila yakuba is the source of this 728-nucleotide messenger RNA. RefSeq lists its product as uncharacterized. The record is from RefSeq and is a predicted model, not a curated record. Bases 265 to 630 code for a protein of 121 amino acids. NCBI's taxonomy places the organism in Eukaryota, Metazoa, Arthropoda, Insecta, Diptera, Drosophilidae. The transcript has a single exon.